UAGUUUCAACUUACUGUGUUAUAUUUACUCUUCCAGCACAUUUUUAAAGUCACACUCGGAAGAACCAUGGUGUGUAUUCCCUGCAUCAUCAUUCCAAUUCUGCUGUGGGUCUAUAAAAGGUUCCUUGAGCCGUAUAUCUAUCCCUUCAUCUCUCCUUUCAUUAAACGCAUUUGGCCCAAGAAAGCAGUGCAGGAAACACCAAACCAAGACCAAAGGAACCGCUCUGAACAUGGGCCUGAUUUUCUUAAGCAGGAUUCCUCCAAGGAUCAGCCAGAACUUUAUAAAACCAAAAGCAAUGGCAUUGCAAAUGGAUUUUCUGGAUGUGGGCCCAAAGAAGACUCUGACAAAAAGAUAGAUUAGUUAUGUUUGUGCUGUGGGGUCAAGGCUGUUGUAAGAAACAAACUGACAAUGUUGUUCCCACUUGGAUAUUUUACUGAUUGUACAUUUAUCUGAAUGGAAAUUUAGAGUAUGUAUAGACACCCAUCCACUCACCCAGGGAGACUUGGAAUAAUUCUAGCUCUGUCACUGAAAAAAGUUUUAAUAUAUUGUCUUGCUGUGGUUCAAAUUCUGGGGGGCUGGAACCUUUUCCAGUGCGGCGCAACUGAAGAGUGUUAGCAAUUUUAGCGUCCAUAUUUUAUUAAAACUGUAAAUGUCAAGCUUGCUGCUUGUUUCAAAGACUUUCCUGAAACUCUGCAUCUGUGACUACUCAUAGGUUUGUCUUGUAAAAACUAAAGAUCUUACACACAGUAGCUAAAAAGAAAGCAGCUGUAAAUAUUGGAACACUAAUAGUAAAUACAUUGGUAGCUACUAAUUUGCUGUUUCUAAAUUUGCUUCUGCAGAGUUGCCCUAACCAAUUGUUUGCUGGUUCUUCACGGUGGUACAGAACAAACUUUUUAAAAGCAGUUAUUACACCUUGAGGAGGUAAUCCCAAUACAAUACAACAAAGGGAAAAUGUCCUUUUUGGAUGUUUUUGAGCUUCUAAAGGUGGGAAAAAUCUAAAGCCCAUAAACAGAUACAACUCUUUAUGUAAAUUCCUGUAUUUUGGUUGAUAAUGACCACCUGCCUAACAUUUAGAAUCACUCCCAAGUCUGCAAUAGCAAAUAAACCUUACCAUUUAUUGUUGUAUUACUUUCUCUGCAAUGUAGAAUUUCAGUUGGUGCAUUCUAAGAUCUGUGUGUGUUUUCCAUACAGUAACAGGAAAGUUGCAUCUCCUAUGUGAACUAAAGAUUACACCUAGAAUAUGCCCAAGAAUCCUUUUCAAUUUCAAGGCAUUUUUCUGGAGAAUGGGUAGGUGAUGUGGGACAGGUUUUCCGGGGAUAGAGAGUUUAUUAUUUACUUGAGAGAUCUGCUUUAGUGAAUAAGGAGACUGCCACCCUUUGCCUAGGAAAGAUGCAAAUUUAACUGAUUUAGAAUUUGAAUAAAGUGUGAAAGCAAUAUACGUA
This is a messenger RNA of Python bivittatus (Burmese python), 1442 nucleotides long. NCBI's taxonomy places the organism in Eukaryota, Metazoa, Chordata, Lepidosauria, Squamata, Pythonidae. The record is from RefSeq and is a predicted model, not a curated record.